Clonostachys solani is the source of this 417-nucleotide messenger RNA. The record is from the annotation of a GenBank genome assembly. Lineage: Eukaryota; Fungi; Ascomycota; Sordariomycetes; Hypocreales; Bionectriaceae.
AUGCGCAAAGAACUCGAGACAAAGCUCUGCACCGACUUUCCCGAGCUUUACGCAAACCUUCAAUAUAAGCAAUUUGAAUGUCUCGACGGCUGGUAUGACAUGAUUUACCGCCUCUCCGCCAACCUUGCCAACAUUAUAUCUAAUCACGACGAUAUGAAACCAAAUGUAAAGGAAAAAUGGGGGGCUCUUGUAUUCUACAUGUACAGUUAUACCGAUGAGAUUCAUGAGGCAAUUGCAAAGGCUAGCGAGGAAAGUCUGCGUACAUGUGAGACUUGCGGAGGUGAGGGCAAGCUGCUACAAGAUUCGUGGUCUUGGCGGACGAUAUGUGACGGAUGUGAGGUGGAAAGGGAGAGGCAAUGGCUGAGGAGUAAAGCCGGGGAUUUUGAUGCUGUCCCAUCCAUGGGCGACAUGGAUUGA